GUACGCAACUUCCGGUUGCAAAAGAAAAGUGAACUUCCUUGAUAUUUAAUUGUCAAUACACAUUAACAUUCUUUGCGACAUUUGUCGCUAAAAAUACACAUAAUAAAUGAAAGAAACAAGAUAGCGAAAUGUCAAAUCAAAGUGAACUUACUAAGCUAAGUGACGAGAGUUUGGCGCGGCAGCCAGAUGAAGUGUUCGAUAUUAUUUGUAAAAUAGGGAGAGGGACUUCUACCGAUACAUCUCUUAAGAAACUGAGUGAGGACCACCUAGCCAAACCGCCCGAAGAAGUUUUUGAUUUACUGGGCAAGCUGGGCGAAGGGUCCUAUGGCAGCGUAUACAAGUCGUUACACAAGGAGUCUGGUCAAGUGCUGGCCAUUAAACAGGUGCCUGUGGACACUGACCUACAGGAAAUCAUCAAGGAGAUCUCCAUCAUGCAGCAGUGUGACAGUCCCUACAUCGUCAAGUACUACGGCAGCUACUUCAAGAACACAGAUCUAUGGAUUGUCAUGGAGUACUGUGGGGCAGGUUCUGUGGCAGACAUCAUGAAGCUCAGGAACAAAGUGCUUAACGAGGAGGAGAUAGCCACUAUAGUAUAUUACACACUGAAGGGCCUAGAGUACCUUCACUCCAAGAGGAAGAUCCACAGGGACAUCAAGGCUGGAAACAUACUUCUCAACACUGAGGGUCAUGCUAAGCUGGCUGACUUUGGCGUCGCAGGGCAACUCACUGACACUAUGGCAAAGCGCAACACUGUGAUAGGUACUCCAUAUUGGAUGGCCCCAGAAGUAAUACAGGAGAUAGGGUAUGACUGUGUAGCAGACAUAUGGAGUCUAGGAAUAACAGCGCUAGAGAUGGCAGAAGGCAAGCCUCCGUAUGGAGACAUACAUCCAAUGAGGGCAAUAUUCAUGAUACCUACAAAACCGCCGCCAUCAUUUCGUAACCCAGACAAAUGGUCGCCGGAGUUUAUAGACUUUGUGUCAAAGUGUUUAGUGAAGAACCCAGAGCAAAGGGCAACAGCCGUAGAGUUAUUACAGCAUGAGUUUAUACGGAAUGCAAAGCCAGUGACGGUUCUACAGAAGAUGAUACAUGAAGCCAAAGAGAUUCAGGAGGAGCAGACAUUGAAUACAGUCAAUGGUGACGACUCAGGUGAUGAGGAUACAGUAGAAGGGGGCACCAUGGUUCGUAACGAUGACGGGACCAUGAAAAUAUCUCAGCCAGGGUCAGGCACGCUACAGUCGGAAAGUGGCACAGUGAUAUGUAACAGCAGCGCGGCAUCCACCAUGGUGGAGUCUGACCUCGGUACUAUGGUGAUCAACGAAUCUGACGAAGAGGAUGACGGCACCAUGAAACGUCAAGGGUCAAUGGUGUACAGUGGAAGUACAUCUUCAAGCAGUUUGGCGAGUGUGUCCAGCCUUGUCCGGCACAGCACGGGUACAGGGGGUAACAACGAGAAGUACCGGCCCUCGUACUUGGACCACUUUGAGAGGAAGGAGGCGGACCCUAGCAGCCCCAAGUCCCAGCCUCAGGCCCCGCCCUCCUCCCAGCCCCUCCCACAGAGACAGGUGACCCCGCCCCACCACUUCCAGAGGUCACUUAUUGACGGUGACUUUGAGUUUCUGCGUAACCUAGCCUACGAUGAAUUAGAGCGUCGUCUGGCCGACCUUGACCCUGAAAUGGAGCGGGAAAUAGAUGAGUUGAAGGCGCGAUUCCAGGCCAAGCGACAACCCAUCCUCGAUGCCAUAGACGCCAAGAAGAAACGGCAACAGAACUUUUAGUAGCUGUAUUGGAAAUCACACGGUGCUCCCAUUGUUGUACAAAUAUUUUGUUGAUUGAAGCUGUGGUAUCAUACAAUGUUUUUAUUCGGAUAUCAUAUAUUUUCUGUGAAGAAGAAUUCUCUGUUAAUUCCAUAGAUCUGUGUAUUAAGUUCAAGGAUUAAAUGCAAAACUGUUUUAUCUGUGUUACAUUACUGUUUCAGAUACUAUAGGUUCGCACUCAAUGCUUGCAAUAAUAACCGAGUGUCCUCUUUAAUAGAAUGGUUCAUCACAUUAAAGCAAUCUGAUCUAAAAGAUCAUUGAUUAAUACAAGGUGACAUAUUUUAUGAUAUACAUUAAUUUAUAGUUUAGAAUACAUUCACUCAGUUUGGUCUUGUAUUUUCUGCAAAUAUGUUUGUUCUGAUUUAUCUCUUGAAAUCAAAAGUCAUCAAUUAUUGUCCAUCUGUAAUACUCAACAUUGAGAUACAAACAUUAACAAAUUAGUUAUAUGACCGUUCUCAGGGGCCAAAAAAUAAGUACACUUAUUGAAUACCUCUUAGUUUAUAAGUUUGUUGCUAUAUGCCUUGCCCUGCUGCAGCAAAAUUAUCCUUGACUAAAGACUUAAUAAAAUGGUGUCCAAAAUAUAUAAACUAGUCUCUUGGAAAAUGGCACUUUCUGUUUGAUAGAAUAUUUUGUUUAAAAGAAGUCUUUUCGAAACAAAAGUCAAGUAUAUGCAAAAAGUGUUGUUCCUUAUUAGCCAGAAUAGACUGAAUAGACAGCGCAGGUAAUUUGGAAGGUUGCUUUAUGUGCGUGCGUGCGUGAAGCAUUCUUUUCUGUCAGACCAGCAGAUAUAUAGGAGGACAAAUUCACCCUGUUUGGAUGCCUUGUACCUAACAACGAAAGCUAAUUACUAGUAAGCAAAUUGAGAAUUUUAGAAAUUGUUGGUUUUACAUACAUGACCACAUAGUUGCCAUCUGAGGAUUUCAAUAUAUCUUGGUCUGUCCUCCCAAAGAAGAUAUUGCACAAACAUUAUAUUGACGUUUACAGUCUUCCCUCGCUGUUGUAAAUCAAAUUCUGCUAUGCGUUUUGUCUAUGAUACUCGCAAUUUUUCAUUAAGAUAUGUGUGUCAAAUGUUAUGUACCCAAUUGAAUGCUUGGCUAGCUUUUGGUUAAAGAUAUACUUUAAUAAUUCUUUUAGUUCUGAAAUUAUAAACAUCAUUUCCAAACACUAAAUACAUGUGGAAUUUCUGUUCAAUUUGUAAUUCAAAGGCCUGAAGAGCUUAUGUCAUGGGGUGGUUUCCGUCAUCCGUCUGUCCGUGCGUUAUACUUUUUCUUGUUUACGCAAUAAAGUCCACAUUUUUCACCGGAUUCUUUUCAAACUUGUUCAUUGUCUUUAUAUUAAUGAGGACGCGAACCCUAUUGAAAAUGGGUUACAUCAGAGUAAAAAGUCCAGAAUUAUCUCCCCUUGAAUUUGAGAAAAUUGUGAAAUCAGGCUUGUUUACGCAAUAAAGUCCACAGUUUUCAUUCAAUCAUUUCCCAACUUGCACAGUGUCUUCAUCUGAAUGAUGGGUCAAACCCUAUUGAAAAUGAGCAAUAUGGGAGUUAUAAGUCCAGAAUUAUCUCCUCUUGAAUUUGAGAAAAAAAUGAAAAUCUUUAAUAUUUGCCAUAACUUGCAAUAUUGAAGAUAGCAACUACAUAUUUGGCAUGCAUGUGUAUCCCAUGGAGCUGCACAUUUUGAGUGGUGAAAGGUCAAGGUCAUCCUUCAAGAUCAAAGGUCAAAAAAAAAAUCAAAGCGGCGCAGAAGGGGACAUAGUGUUUCAGACAAACACAUUUCUUGUUUGUUUACAUAUAAAGUUCUAUCCUUUUGAAACUUCAACGGAUGUUUUAUAUCAUCAAGGGCCAGAACCCCAUUGAGAGUGAAGAAAAUUUGUCCAACUUAUUGUUGAAAAGGAGCCAUUUGAAGUUUAAAUUUUACGUUUCUUAUUUAUGCGAUAAAUUUUCCAUUUUGGGUCUGUUUAUUUAAAACUUACUUACUCAGAUUUUUCAUACUAUCCAGCCAGUAGAGCGAUUCAGGCCGUCAUGGGCCUCUUGUCUGUUUAUAGUACAUAUUAUUUUUCAAGUUUUACCGGAUACAAUUCAUGCUGGACGUUUUUUGAAAGUCUUCCAAUUGUUAUUUAAAACAUAUCAGGACUGCGGGCUUUUCCCCCAGGCAUUUUCAGCACAUCGGUCCCUUGGUGCCUAGACUUCAAAUCAUUUUUGCCACAGUGCUUGUUUUUCCGAUCAUGUCUUAAUGUUUGUUAUUUAAUAUUAUAAUGUAUAAUGAAAUAAAUUGGGUAAAAACAAGUACAAAUAUAACAAAAAUUAGUUUUAAUAGCUCUAGAGAAAAUGUAUCAUUUGAUUUGGAACAUGUAGACAAUGUUUAUUUUUAAAAUCUCUAUGCGAAAUGCCUGACCCCCCCCCCCCCCCCCCCCCCCCCCCACUUUCACACCAAACCUCUGCAGCGCUGCCUUGCCGCUGUGCCUGGCUAAAAUCCUUGGGAAAUGCCUGGGUAUGAUAAGUAUCAUAAGAAUGUAUACUUUGUCUCAAACAUUCAAGCCACACACCCAAUUAAUUGUUCCGAAAUUUUCUAGUCACAAUUGUAACUAAUGUCAUCCAAACAAACGAUUUUAUUGUCAUUUAAAUUUUAAACAAAUUGUAGUCCUGUUCAUUGUACUUGAGCAAGCUAAUACUUGUGUAUCAACAUGUCAGAUUUAAGAAUGAAGUUCUUGCUUGCCCUGUGAUUGAUAACUGUAGGUUAGAAACCAGUAAAUUAAAUUAUGAUGCACCCUUAUUGGAUUGCAGAAAAAGAUACUGCCAUUGUUUACAUUGAUCAUUUCUAUGUAAAGUAGUUUUUCUCUUCAAUAUUUCUUAAAUGAUAAUAAUAAAAGAAUAUAUUAUUUCCAAGACGAUAUCUCGUUAUAUUCUAGUCAAGAAAACUAGUAUAUACACAAAUUAAUACUUAAUUUCUACAAAAGCUUUAUACUUUCAAGUGGGGUUAUCAAGGGUUACACAAAACUUGUAUUUACUGGUAUCUAACCUUCAUGGAGGCUAAAGAGUUGUUGUUGAGUUUUCACUGUAUAUAGUGUGUAAACAUUUAGCGUGUUUGUAGAUUUGUGCAAUAAUGUUGUAGUAGGAACAAGGACAAAGUUAUAACUAUAUUUAUAGGCUUAGUUAAGUUAACCUAGAGCUUCCUUGCUGUAAAGAUGUAAUUUUUGUAUGCGUGCUAUGUGUUCUUCUAUUGCAGUAAUUUUUGUUCUGUUCGACAUUGUCAGAACCUGAAUUGCAAUACUGAAAGUGUUUUUCUUAAUUUACAAGGGUAUUUACUAAUAUGAUGAUAAAAAAUUCAUACCCUGGUAUAUGCAUGUGCAAUGUAAAAAAUCAAUUGCAAAAUAUUCAAUUACUGUUUAAAUUGUUAUCUAGUGGAGCAUUUUUAUCCCAAUGAAAAUAAAACACAUGUACUUUCAUUUUCUCUUUAUGCUUUCUGCUAUAAGCUCAGCUGUUUUCGGAGAAAACCCGAGGUAUUGUCGUAGCGAGCUCGUCGUGUCCGCUGUCCAUGUCAAGGUUUGUAAUGGUUUUUAACAUUAACUCUUAAAUCAAAGUCCUUCCACCUACAACUUUGAAACUUCAUAUGUAGAUGCACCUUGAUGAGUUCUACACGCCACACCCAUUUUUGGGUCACUAGGUCAUAGGUAAGGGUCACUGUGACCUCUAAAAAAAAAUAAUCUGACAAGCUCUCGCAGCCGAGCGUGGUACCCGUCAGUCGGUGCUCUUUUAAUUAAUAUAGAUAUAGGGCGGAAUAAUAAUUACUGCAGUAGGGUUAUGUAUUAGAAAAACUUGAUCUGCAAUGCAGUGCUUUCAGUUUGUUUUGAAGCAAUUAUCAAAUGUACUAUUGAACAUGUGUUUUCAUUGCUUUUGAUGAGUUAUCUGAUCUAUGAGUGUGACCUGCUACGUUUACCAAUAGGAUGUAGCCUUGCAUUUUGUUAUUGCUUACAGCUUGUUGUACUCCUCAUGUAAGUUACUUCCCACUUCUUUUAUGUCCACUUCCAGCAAAACCUUCCAGAAUAAAAUUAAAUAAUUCUAUUUAAAGAAAAGCUUCUGCGUGUCCAUCAUGUUGAAUCUCUCGAUAUGACUGGACUGUAGCCCCAUGUAAAUUCAAUCUGGAAGGUGUAGAAUAAAUCUCUUCUCCAAAUCAGUUAAAUCUCAGUGAGAAUGUUGCAAACUAGCUUAUUGCUUCUCAUCUACAGCAUAGAACUAUAUUGAAAUUCACAAUAUGGAGUAUACAUUUUCUUAUUGAGAUUGAAAGACAAUAUGGUCGCAUUAUAUGUAUCAUACAAGUAUAUUUGUAUAGUCAAUGUACAGUAUUAAAUGUGUUUUAAGGCAUUACAUUUUGAUGCGUAGCUAUUUAAGGAAGUUUCAAACUGAUUUACAAAGUUAAUUUCAGGCAAAUUAUUGGCCUAUAAACAUUGGUUCAACCUCUUUUUAGAUAAAUUAAACGUACAGUGUGAGCCAAGGACAGGAAUUGUUAGGAGCUAGAGUUUACAAGCUGUGAUUUAUUAUUAAGCAAGACACUAGGGUUAUGUGUGUUUUAUACACUUACCAUAUCUAAGUGGUAAAGGGUUAAGUAAGACCCUAGGGGUAUGUGUGUUCUAUACACUUACCAUAGAAGUGUAUGCAUGCAUGUUAGUUUAUUUAGAAGAAAGUUGUCGUUCUGGAUUGUUCAAAUUUCAUUUAUGAUUAUUGUACAUAAGAUAUUUGGAUCAUGUUAACAGUGUAUUGAUUGUUGUGUGAUUAACACAUUUUAUUUUGGGCUUGUUUUUUGUUUUAGACAACUUAUGAAAAAACUUAAUUGAACUUUUUAUCAGAUUUGUUGGCUUGUUUGUUGAGAGUUUUGAUUCUAAUUAAUUAAAAUUCAGAUAGUGAUGUAGGGUGAGGCCAAACCCUUAUGUUGAAUGGAUUUUGGAUGGUUUGAUUAUCAGUUUUGCUUAACACAUUUAUGCCUAGAGGACUCUCCCAUCCAUCUAAAUUGGAUCUAUUUAUUUCCAAUAUCAGGGAUGUCUAGUAUAUUUAUGCCCCCUUCGGUGAAGAGGGGGUAUAUUGCUUUGCACAUGUCGGUCGGUCUGUCAAUCCAUCCACCAGGUGGUUUCCGGAUGAUAACUCAAGAACGCUUGGGCCAAGGAUCAUGAAAGUUCAUAGGUAGAUUGAUCAUGACUCGCAGAUGACCCCUAUUGAUUUUGAGGUCACUAGGUCAAAGGUCAAGGUCACAGUGACCCGAAAUAGUAAAAUGGUUUCUGGAUGAUAACUCAAGAAGGCAUACGCCUAGGAUCAUGAAACUUCAUCGUUAGAUAGAUCAUGACUUGCAGAUGACCCAUAUUGAUUUUGAGGUCACUAGGUCAAAGGUCAAGGUCAUGGUGACCAAAAAUAUAAAAAUGGUUUUCGGAUGAUAACUCAAGAACGCAUAUGCACGUCUAGGAUCAUGAAACUUCAUAGGUAGAUUUAUCAUGACUCGCAGAUGACCCCUAUUGAUUUUGAGGUCACUAGGUCAAAGGUCAAGGUCACGGUGACCCGAAAUAGUAAAAUGAUUUUCGGAUGAUAACUCAAGAACGCAUACUCCUAGGAUCAUGAAACUUCAUAGGUAAAUUGAUCAUGACUCGCAGAUCCCUAUUGAUUUUCAGGUCACUAGGUCAAAGGUCAAGGUCACGGUGACCCUCAAUAGUAAAAUGGUUUUCGGAUGAUAACUCAAGAACGCUUUUGCCUAGGAUCAUGAAACUUCAUGGGUAGAUUGAUUAUUACUCGCAGAUGACUCCUAAUGAUUUUGAGGUCACUAGCUCAAUGGUCAAUGUCAUGGUGACCCGAAAUAAUUAAAUGGUUUCCGGAUGAUAACUCAAGAACGCUUACGCCUAGGAUCAUGAAACUUCAUAGGUACAUUGAUCAUGACUCGCAUAUGACCCAUAUUGAUUUUCAGGUCACUAGGUCAAGGGUCAAGGUCACGGUGACCCGAACAGUAAAAAUUUUUCCAGAUGAUAACUCAAGAACGCUUUUGCCAAGGAUCAUGACACUUCAUAGGUACAUUGAUCAUGACUCGCAGAUGACCCCUAUUGAUUUUCAGGUCACUAGGUCAAAGGUCAAGGUCACAGUGACAAAAAACGUAUUCACACAAUGGCUGCCACUACAACGGACAUUCCAUAUGGGGGGCAUGCAUGUUUUACAAACAGCCCUUGUUAUUUCUAUAUUUAGAAUAUUUCUUACAGAAAUUCCUUUUAGCAAACAGCGUAGACCCUGAUGAGACGCCGCCUCGUGUGCUGUUUGCCAAGGCCUUUUUUCUAGACACUAGGCAUAAAUGGGUUAAGACUUGUUUAUUUUUAGGAUGCUGUCAUCGCACACGUAAAAUUGGUCAAUAUGGUGAAUUUGGUCAUAAUUAUAUAUUUUGCAGUUUUUAAAAAAAUGUAUGUUUUUCUCCUCAAAUCUAAAUUUUAGUCUUGCUAUGUUAUAUCCAAACUUUGAACAUUUUGACCUAAUGUGUCGGUAAAAAAGUUAACUCAUUGUACAGCAAGUGUAAACAUUUCAGUUUGUCUAUAAACAGUUAGUUAUAUUGUGACAAGGUACUUUCGGUUUUAUCUUUACUUAGGUAUGUUUUGGUGUUUUGACCAUGCCACUUUUGGACAUGGCACGUUUUAUCAUAAUCAGGCUAAAUUUCGAUGUGUUUAGUAUGUUAAUUGAUCCGUUUAUCGGACCAUGUUUCAAUUAUUACCCAUUUAUCAGUCACUGUAGCAUAUCAUUUCAUAACACCCCAAGUAGAUCUAGUUGUUUUAAAGUACUUUAAUAUGAACAUAAAUUGGUUAUGUAUUCAUUGAUUGAAAUAAAAUGCGAAAAAAAGCA
This is a messenger RNA of Dreissena polymorpha, 8665 nucleotides long. RefSeq names its product serine/threonine-protein kinase 3-like. Gene Ontology annotation, biological process: regulation of MAPK cascade; intracellular signal transduction; protein phosphorylation. Gene Ontology annotation, cellular component: cytoplasm. The record is from RefSeq and is a predicted model, not a curated record. Bases 129 to 1775 code for a protein of 548 amino acids. Lineage: Eukaryota; Metazoa; Mollusca; Bivalvia; Myida; Dreissenidae. Gene Ontology annotation, molecular function: protein serine/threonine kinase activity; ATP binding. The transcript is spliced from 16 exons.